Messenger RNA from Aspergillus heteromorphus CBS 117.55, 1261 nucleotides. RefSeq names its product pyrroline-5-carboxylate reductase. The transcript is spliced from 2 exons. Lineage: Eukaryota; Fungi; Ascomycota; Eurotiomycetes; Eurotiales; Aspergillaceae. The record is from RefSeq and is a predicted model, not a curated record. Gene Ontology annotation, molecular function: pyrroline-5-carboxylate reductase activity. Gene Ontology annotation, biological process: L-proline biosynthetic process. Bases 341 to 1261 code for a protein of 306 amino acids.
GUCCCACUUGUUAACAAAAGCAAGCCAGUAAGCAAGGGCCAAGCAUCAUCUCUCUCUCCCUAUCAGUAUCUGCCCGCUGGGCGAUACGGUAUCGACAUUGUUAUCAGCAGUCAAACAAACAACCCCCGCAAAUCCUCGGGAUCCCCUCCCGAGCGCGAUAUCGCUGCUGUUCUUUCCUCUGCUGGCGGAGAUUCGCCCGACUGACUGAUUCACCUUCUUUCUUCCCCUUCACUGUUUAAAAACACAAAUCUACAUCUACAUCUACAUCUACCAUACCCAUAACACUACACCUACCUAGAUACAUCCAUCCUCCAUACAACAGCAUUCACGACCUCCAACAAUGUCCCCACCCCCCUCGCCCUCAGGCCAAAAGCCCAAGACCCUCGCAUUCAUCGGCUGCGGAAACAUGGGCUCCGCCAUCCUAAACGGCCUCCUCUCCGCCACCGCCCCCUCAACAUCCAGCAUCCCCGCCAACCCCCCCAAAAUAACCACCUUCAUCAUCAACACCAAAACCGCCAACUCGGCCGCGCGUCUGCGCUCGCAAUACGCCCCCUCCACAACACAAGCGCAAGUGACCAUCACCCACGGCCAGAACGUGCAGGCGAUGCAACAAGCCGACGUGAUCCUGCUCGCAUGCAAGCCGUUUCUGGCGCGGGGGAUCCUAUCCGAGCCGGGGAUCCAGGAAGCCGUGCGGGGAAAGAUAGUGGUUAGCAUCAUGGCCGGAGUGAAGACGCAGGAUAUAUUGGGGUGGGUGUACGGGGAGGGGUAUAGCGAGGAUCUGGAAGAAGAGCCGGUGAUUGUACGCGCCAUGCCGAAUGUCGCUGCGCGGCUGGGCGAGUCGAUGACCAUCGUUGAGGUUCCGGAGGGGGAGGCGGAAGAGGGGGAGGUUAUGGGGCUGAUGGGGUGGUUGUUUGGGGCGAUUGGGAAGGUGAAGGUCGUGGCUGCGGAUUUGUUUGAUGUUGGGACGAUGUUGGUGGGGGCGUCGAUGGCGGUUUUGACGGUGCCGCUGGAGGGGGUGUUGGAUGGGUGUGUGGCCGAGGGCUUGAGGAGGGCGGAGGCCCUGGAGAUGGCCGCGCAGACUAUGGUUGGUAUGGCGGCGUUGUUGAGGGAUGGUGUUCAUCCGGCGAUCCUGAGGGAGAGUAUCUCCUCCCCCAGAGGGUGUACCAUCCAGGGGGUUUUGGCGGUUGAGAGGGCCGGGGUUAGGGGGCGGUUUGCGGAUGCGCUGAUUGAGGGGACGAGGCAUUUGAAGAAGGAUAAUUAG